Messenger RNA from Pelagomonas calceolata, 1053 nucleotides. The record is from the annotation of a GenBank genome assembly. Lineage: Eukaryota; Pelagophyceae; Pelagomonadales; Pelagomonadaceae.
CGUGCGCGCAAACGGCUGCCUUUCGGCGGCACACGUGGUUGUGUUCAUCGCAUCACUCCCAACGUAAGACCGUGCAAAAGGGGCUGCGUGUCGUCGCGCGGCAAGGGUGCUGGGCACACAUAUACGACCUGUGCACUGCCAGGGUGCAGAGGCCGUCGAACCGACGCCAGGAUGGCCGAACUCGGAGCAGCAGCGGUGGUGCGCUCCAUGCUCCUCCCCACAAAAGUCGCCGCGCAAAGCGACACCUGGGAGACCUUCACGGACCCGGCGACGGGCUGUUCGUAUCUGUACAACCCGAGCACGGGCGAGUCGCGCUGGGCCGGCUCGGCGGCCGAGCAGGCGCGCGCGGCUUUGAGAGGUGAGCGGCCCGUAUCAGCCUCGCCGCGAGCGCCCGCGCCACCGGUCGAGCUCGAGAUGGUCUCGCCGACGAGCGCGGACGUCUUCCGGCAGAGUGAUUUUGAUGAUGGCGAGGUGUACACGGACGACAAGGCCGAGGACGCGGCGCUCGCGCGGAACUGGAAGAAGAAGGGCAUGCUGCGGACCGUCGAGCGCCACCGGCGGACUAAACUCGAAGGCUGCGACCGCGUCUGCGAUCGCAUCGCUUUGGUAAUGGAGGUGGCCUGCUGCGAGCAGCCGGCGGCGUGCCUCGAGGCGCUGUGCCGCUGCCCCGGCUACCUGCUCGGUUCCCUAUUGUUGUACGUCCUGAGCGUCCUCGUCUGUGUAAGUCGGGGCUGCGACUGCGACGCCGGCGGCCGCGUGUCGGCCAAGGCGGGCGCGUACCUGCGGGAGGGCUGCCUCUUCCUCGUGUCGGCUCUAUCGUUACUCGUCCCCGGCAUGGCCUUUGUUGUGUACAGGAAUAUGCCCCUCGACGACGACGGCGACUGGUGUAUACAACCGCUCCCCACUAUUUUUGGAAACGUGGACCCGCGGCGGUUCUGGGCCUUCUCCCUGGGUCGCUGCGCCCUCGCGGACGACGGCUUCUAUGACGCGGCCCUGGGGUCGCUCGACUCGUGGAAGGGGCCCAUCCUCCACCCGCCGCGGACCGAGGCGCCC